UAAAACCCAUUUUUCAAUGUUUAGCUAACUCUUUUGGAAGCUUAAGAAAGGAAUGGGGUUCAGAGCUCGGACGUUUUAGAGAGAGAAAGGGUUGAUGCCUUUGCCGCGGGACAGACAGAGAAGAACCUGCGGUCCUCACUAGAGGAGAGAGAGUGUAAGGUGUAGCCCUAAGCAGAGAGAGAGAGAGAGAGGGAGAGACAGAGGAAUGGUGAGCAAGAAUCAGAGAUCAGCUCGUAAACGCUUCAGGGAAGCUCACCCGGAGCUUCCCCAAAAACCCACUGUUCCGACAGAACCCAAAACCAGUAAGAAGAAGAAGCAGAUUCAGAAGAAGAAGAAGGAGAAAGUUCAGUCUGAUAAAGGAGCAGAUAAUGGGUUGGGAAAGCCAAGAAAAUCGAAGGUUUUGCGCAAACACCCACUUAGAGUUCCUGGUAUGAAACCAGGAGAAAGCUGCUUCAUCUGCAAAUCCCAAGAUCACAUAGCCAAGUUUUGCCCAUCGAAGGCUCAAUGGGAAAGGAAAAAGAUAUGUUUGCUUUGCCGACAACGCGGACAUAGCCUUAAACAUUGUCCAAACAAUAGUGGAAUUCAUGAAAAUAAAUUUUGUUACAACUGUGGAGAAGUUGGGCAUUCACUUUCGAAGUGCCCUAAACCUCUUCAAGAUGGGGGCACUAAAUUUGCAGAGUGCUUCCUAUGUAAUGGUCAUGGGCACCUGAGCAAGAAUUGCCCUAAAAACACACAUGGAAUUUAUCCAAAGGGUGGUUCCUGUAAAUUAUGUGGAGGCGUCACACAUUUGGCUAAAGAUUGUCUGAGUAAGCACGAUAAGAAGCCAGUAGAAGUUGCAGAGACAGAGUACCCCAAUGCGAGCCAGCAAGGAAAAAGGAAAGCAUUUGCAAGUGGGGAUGAUCUUGAUGAUGAGUUUGCUUUAGAAGAAGAGAAGACCAAACAGAAAAAUAGUGAUAAAAGUUCGGUUGUUGAUACUGGUCCUUUGGGAAUAAAAGUCGAAAAGAGCUCGAAUGUGAAGCCUAAGAAAGAUAGAUCAAAAAUUGUAAAUUUUACUGGUUGAUAUUGACAUUUACAUAAAGGUUUUAUGUGAACGAAUACUUUUGGUAGUUUUUGUUUCUUUUGAAAUUUAAGUUAGCAAUCUCAUAUGCUCAUUUAGAUUUUAUAAAGAAAAUGUAUAUAAUGAGAUCAUUUAUUGUUGAUACAGGGAUGGCACAAUCAUCAUUGACCGUUGGAUUUGAAA
This is a messenger RNA of Amborella trichopoda, 1240 nucleotides long. Its product is annotated as VASCULAR-RELATED NAC-DOMAIN 6. The record is from RefSeq and is a predicted model, not a curated record. Gene Ontology annotation, molecular function: nucleic acid binding; zinc ion binding. Lineage: Eukaryota; Viridiplantae; Streptophyta; Magnoliopsida; Amborellales; Amborellaceae.